AGUUCAUCCGCGAGGCGCUCCUCGCCGGCCAGUCAGCGCCAAAAAGUGCAGAGCUUCGGGACAAGAGUCCGCCGUACUGUACCCCCGCGCGUACUUCAACCCCCUGUGUAUGACAGUGUGAGCCGGUAUACCUCUCUCUCUCUCUUCCCUUUUUCCCUCCGAAAGGCAGUGUCACUCCGAGUUAAUCCCCCCGAGUGCCUCGCGGGACACGAAGAAUCCGGUGACUUCGUCGCUCGGUGGAUCGUUUCGUUUUCUCGGUCCUCCAUCCUUAGCGGGACACACGCUGGUGAAAUCCGAAGUGAAGUGAAUCCGAAGUAGAGCGUGCGAUCGAUUUUACAAUUUCUUUUUGCGGGAGAAAAAAAAAAGAGAAAAAAAAGGUGCUCGGAGAGAUCGUGAUUAUUGUUAUCGUCGACACGACGGGGUGCGCGCGGUUUUCGUUGACUGUGCUUACGUCGCGUGGAAGCGACGUUCAAACUGACUAUCGAGAUGCGGGACCGCGGGUCUCUGGCAUCCGUCGAAUCCACGCUUAUAUACUGAUAAAUUCUCGAUUAGGUGAGUGCAUUAGGUGAGUGCCAGGAUCAUCCCCUUGCGGAAUACAUACGCGUACUGGACGUGGUGUCGGGGCUCCGCACGGUUCGGUGAACGUGAACGGUGAACGUACUUUGAAUUACUUUGAAAUCAACCCAGACAUCACGAUAAUAACACAGAUGCGAAUGCAUCUUGGAACCGAGAGGCGCAGCCGUCGCUGCCGGUAUCACCUACGUCUCGUCUGAGAGUGCCGCCCGAUUCCGGAAGCCGGGAGAGCCGGAAAACGCGGAGGAGGCCUAAGGCUUAGGCGGCACGCAAGAUGAUGUACUCGCCGGACAAGAUGAUGGGGAGCAAGGGACUCCACGGGGCACCCAUCACCGCCCCGGGAUGCUUUCCCUCGGGGAGAUACUCGCCGCCGCCUUAUCGCGCCGCGCCGGAUCCGAUGCCGCCGCCACCGAGGCGAUGUAUGCCGAACCCUACGAGUCGUAUAUUGGAAGAUGCAUCCAUUAUGUGCAAUUCUUGGUCACCGAGGCAUAAUGGUGAUUUGUUUGGUGGCUUGAAUAGCGGUUUGCAAGACGGCUUACUUUCAAGAGCAGAGGCUUUGGCAGCAGAUUUGGGGAAGCACAACGCCGGGACGCCGAUGCCACUAAAGCACGAUCCCGUGUCUGUGUAUCAUCAUGGAGCACACAUGCCUACCCCCCAUCCAAAUAACCGGCCACAUCAUCAGGUACAAUCACACCUUCUUAUGAGCCAUCCGGGGAUGGAGAGCCUCGACAUGCUGGACCCAGCAAACUCGAUGACGACAUUAACGCCGAUGUCCGAGGGCACGGGCGGCGGACCCGGGCAUCACGCGGGCAUCCACGGUCCAUCCGUGUACGGUGGCAUGAAUGGAAUGAUGAGCCACCAUCAUCAUCACGGCAAUCUAGGCGGUGGUGGCGGAAGCGUGCCCCAUCCGGCACAUCAUCAUCCGGCGAUGGCAGCCGCGGCCGCGGCGGCGGCCGCGGCGGGUCUCCAUCCCGACGCCGAUACCGAUCCGCGCGAGUUGGAGGCCUUCGCCGAACGAUUCAAGCAACGGCGUAUCAAGCUCGGUGUCACGCAGGCCGACGUCGGCAAGGCACUCGCCAACCUCAAGCUACCGGGCGUCGGCGCUCUCUCGCAAUCGACGAUCUGUCGCUUUGAAUCGCUCACGCUCUCGCACAACAACAUGAUCGCCCUGAAACCGAUCCUCCAGGCUUGGCUCGAGGAGGCGGAGGCGCAGGCGAAGAACAAGCGACGCGAUCCCGAUGCGCCCUCGGUAUUGCCGGCCGGCGAGAAGAAGCGGAAACGCACCAGCAUCGCCGCGCCCGAGAAACGCUCGCUGGAGGCGUACUUCGCGGUCCAACCGCGACCCUCGGGCGAGAAGAUCGCCGCGAUCGCGGAGAAGCUCGAUCUUAAGAAGAACGUCGUCCGUGUAUGGUUCUGCAAUCAGCGGCAGAAGCAGAAACGCAUGAAAUUCGCGGCUCAACAUUGACCCGAGGGUGGCUUGUGACAGCAGAACUGACCGUACCAGCUGCCUGGUCUCGAGCCGAAACCCGAACCCCUGACCGAGUUUCAGGGAUGGCCGUGAGACAACGCUCCAGAACCGUCGGAGGCUCUAGGGCUUCCCUUGGACACCGUUGAUGGACAACCCCCCGAAUGACGAGAGAUUCCGAGUCAUCGUCGUCGGGCAAACAUCAUCAUCGGGGAUGUCCACUCGCGGGACGUCUUUCGCGGCCGCGCGAGAUAAACGAUGGCUCGAUACCAUGGGCAGAUACUACCGGUACAUCGUGCUGUCACAGGCUGAGGAUGAGUCGCUUGUUAUCACUGCGCGUGUGUAAUAUGCAUGUAACGCAUAUUCUGGAAUCACCGGUUGCAGGGAACUAUUCUUGACCCGUCGGUUCGCGAUUCUCUUUUUCUCUAUCUAUUUUUCUCUCAACUUGAACUAUACGAUUACGUCUCAUCGCGCUGUGUGAUGUUAAAGAGAUAUAUAACCGGCGCAAACAUACAACCUAAUGCUGGUAACGUAUUUACGAACGUUUCGCGAUGAACAAUAUCAUCGCGCUGUGAUAAAUAUAAAUCCAUAUCGGAUUGCUUCUUCAACGCGGAGUUGACGCUAAACGAAGAUUUCGUAUACAAGAUGUUUCACUUUUAUCGGAUAAGCCGUAAUUAAUUAAGGAUUAACAGAAAUUACGACAAAUUUCUAAUCAAUUUUUCUUAACAGGUUUCAGUCGAGAUUCACUCAUACGCGAAUAAAUCCGAGUACGCCGCGCGAUAUACCUCUUUAUUUCAAACGAAAAUGCGCGAGAACAAUUUUUGUUUGUAAUAAAAAAGAGGCGCGAAUCACGCAUCUGCGAAUAAUAUACAAAUAUAAUACCGAGAAAAAACACCGAUCGUUGCAAUAAUGUAUGAUGCUUUCAACAGUAUGAUUUUUGGAAAAUGAGGAGAUGCGUUGAAGGAUUAUAUCAGCGCUUUCUUCGUAUUUUCAUUUGCGUUAACAGGAAGCAUUAUAGUGACGAAUUCGUAUUGCAUACAAUAACAUUACGGAGUUAUACAAAUACCGCACGAUUCGUCAGUUUCAUUCGGGAUAUAAUAUUUACUAAUAUCGCUUUUAAGAAUUUUAAAGUAAAAUACAUAUUGCAAUAUUUGUUUGUGAAAAUUUAAUAGUAAACUUUGAGAUAAAUUUUACAUUGCAAUUAAUCAAAAUAUAA
Molecule: messenger RNA, 3254 nt
Organism: Formica exsecta
Lineage: Eukaryota; Metazoa; Arthropoda; Insecta; Hymenoptera; Formicidae
Gene: acj6
Product: inhibitory POU protein
Exons: 4
Coding region: 848-2038 (396 amino acids)
Biological process (GO): regulation of transcription by RNA polymerase II
Molecular function (GO): RNA polymerase II cis-regulatory region sequence-specific DNA binding; DNA-binding transcription factor activity, RNA polymerase II-specific
Source: RefSeq, a predicted model, not a curated record